AUAUAUAUAUAUGUAUUUCUUAUAUUUGGUAUCGAUUAAACAAGAACAAGGAAUUUUUCAGUGUUUUAUUUUCCAUCGAUUCAAGCGGAAGAGUGUGUUUCCCUUCUAUUUUCUUAAGCGUCUUCUUUGGCACAUUUCUCACCUACAGGAAGAGUCAUGAACAAAACUCUCCCACAAUCACCAGUGAGUCCUCAACCGCCGAGUAGAGCAUCGUCAGAAAGCGAGACGCAAAGUGUCACUGAUGAGCAAAAUUCAAUGUCUUCCUUUGCGACUAGACUCGCUAAAGCUGCUAAGAAGAAAGAUAUGAUGAAGGAACCUGAACCGAAGGAGCGUCCUCCCUGGAGAGCCACUGCGAAACUUAUUAAGGAACCUAACACAAACGCUUUGCUGAAAGCAAAACUUCUAGAUGCAUCUCGUAGAGCUCUAAGGGCUAUGAAAGCAAAUUCUGUGUCUUGUCAGACGGAUUUUCAACCCACUAUUGUGAUGAAGGAAGUAGGAUUCAAUGUACAGACAGAUCUUGUUGGUCAAAGGGAUGUUGGAAUACUCACUGAUGGUACAGUUACAAUUAGGAAUAUCCCUCCAGGAACACUUUUUUUUACGCAUACUAUCUCACAAAUGACUGAGUUAAUGGACACAACCGACGCCGAGACCCAGACAGCCCAGCCAACUAGCCGUAUUGGUUCGCUUUUGAAGUACAUUCCAACAGAUGCUUAUGAAGAUCUAGAGAAAGCGAUUGAAGCUAACGCAGAAAAAAUCAAAACCCAAACAGAGGAGCUACAAGAUUGUAAUGAUGAGCUAGAUUUUAUAAACAGAAGUUAUCUUCGUCGCAGACCAAGUCUCUCACUUGAUCCUGAAGCUGCAGAGAAAUUUCAUUUGCAGCUAGAAAGUGAUGAUAAGGAAGAUAGAGAGGAAGCAGUACACCCGGGAGUAAAAUUUCAAAAUAAUUGUUCCACUUAUUCCCUCUGGAAGGGGUUGAGGAUAUCAGAUGAAGAAUGUGAUGCUGAACCAGAAUAUCAACAUAGACACAGGAUAAAAUCAAUCGAACGCGAAAAUAAUCUUUUUAUUAAAAAACGUAUACCUUUUAAAGACAAAGAACCUAAAUUGCACUCCUUUGGCUCCGAUGAUUGGCGAAAAGUCUACAAUGAGUCCCAGAAUAACAUAAAUUUAGAUGUCAACACCGAAAGGAGUCAAAGACUUGGAUAUACUACAGGAUAUGGGAAUGGACUUCAGGGUUAUCCUCAUUCCGCGAGCGGAGUUGGAGUUUAUACACCAAUGAAGAUCGACUUAGGUGGUGUCUUUCUAGGAGCUUUGGUUGGCAUCGGUGCCAUUCUUAUCUUACCCAAGCUUGUGAAUGCCUUUUCUGGAAAUUACGGUAACUACCGCAGUGUAGACGGUGGAUCAAAUGGUUUGAAUGAAAUGCUGGUCAAGCUGGAUACCUACCUCAAUCAAAAUAAUAUCGACACAGCCUCUUGUAUGCAACGAGCCGUCUGUUCUUAUGUAAAGUCGUCGGAGAAGAAUAUGCAAACAGGUACUAGUGAUCAAAUGGAUCAUAUAAUACAUGAUAUCUCCCGCAACUCUAUUGUUGAGUACAUGCUGGAUGGAACACCAAUUAAGGAAGCGCUUGAAAAUGGUCGUAACGAUAAAGUAAACAAAUGCGAAAUAAUUUAUCCUGGAUGUCGUUUGGAUCAAGAAACACUUUUGCAGAUGGUGAAACGUUUCUUGCCCAAAAAUUGAGUGUCAGUUCUGUUGAGAGCAAUUCUGGUAAUGUUUGUAGUAUGGUGAUUUUGAUUUUAUUUUGCUAUUACAAAAAUUGGUAUUAUAUUGUCUUUUUUGUAACAUACAUUUAACCUUGGAAAUAUAUGUAUGAAAAACA
Phlebotomus papatasi is the source of this 1873-nucleotide messenger RNA. RefSeq lists its product as uncharacterized. The coding region runs from base 157 to 1734 and encodes 525 amino acids. The record is from RefSeq and is a predicted model, not a curated record. The transcript has 6 exons. Lineage: Eukaryota; Metazoa; Arthropoda; Insecta; Diptera; Psychodidae.